This is a messenger RNA of Triticum urartu, 1061 nucleotides long. Lineage: Eukaryota; Viridiplantae; Streptophyta; Magnoliopsida; Poales; Poaceae. The record is from RefSeq and is a predicted model, not a curated record.
GACAGAGACAAGAGACAGAGAGGGAGAGAGGGAGACUUUGAGACUUUCGCUGCAUUUCUAGAGAACUUGCUUGCAUUACUAUCGUCGGAGGAUGAGGAGGAUUAUCCAGGAAAUUUCGCCGCCGGCCACCAUUGCCACUGUUCCACCUUUCACGUCGGCCCCCCCUGUACAUACGCAUCAACAUACGUAGAUGGCGGACAGUAUAUAUACACGAUGUAGGUGUACAGUACAGUCCUACCGUAUCCACGGACGGACACAGUAAACUACACCGAAUUAGUAAGGAAGAAUGCCACCGCGCGCGCACAUGGUGUGGCCGGCAGCAAGGCUUGUGCUCGUCCUCGUCACUUUGCUCACGCUUUGGAGCAGCGACGUUGCCGUUGCAUCGCUGUUGGCGGCGUCGGUGCGGGUCGGCGUGGUGCUGGACCUGACGAGCGUGGGGAGGGAGAGGCGCGCUUGCAUUUCCAUGGCGUUGGACGACUUCCAUGCCGCUCACGCCGGCUCCGGUGCCACGCGGAUCGAGCUGCUCCUACGAGACUCGCGCGGGGAUCUUGCCACGGCUGCACAUGCUGGUCACUUGUGAUCUCUGGCACUGGGAGCUUGAGUAUGUGCAGCAUCUGGUUGAAACAAGGCGUCUGGUUGGUGAUGCUGUUGUAGAUGCAAUUGGUGCUAUUGAGGACAAGAGGGAAGAGCUUGAGAGGCAGAGGACUGAAUCAAUGGCAGGCAGAGGCACAGCUGGAAGGGUCAUGGCUGGGAGAGGCAGGGCUGGAAGAGAUAAUUAUGGCAGCUCCAGUGAGAAUAAGUAUGCUACCAAGCAGCAAAUUGCUAUGCUUUUAGGGUUAGGCAGAGAGAUUUUGAUGCUGCUGAAGCUGAUGAUUGGUUUUGUUAUAGUGCUUUGUGUGAUGUGUUUCACCUUAAUUAUGAAGAAGUGAAGUGUUGUUAAUUCAAUAGGUGCAGGUGUGUAAACUGAGCAUACUAAAAUGGUUGCUUUUGUUUGCUCAGUAAUGCUUAGUUGUAAUGGUUGUUGCAAUGGAUAAUAUGUCAGUAAUGUGAAGCCUUCUUGA